This is a messenger RNA of Triticum aestivum (bread wheat), 506 nucleotides long. RefSeq names its product protein NUCLEAR FUSION DEFECTIVE 6, mitochondrial-like. Lineage: Eukaryota; Viridiplantae; Streptophyta; Magnoliopsida; Poales; Poaceae. The transcript has 2 exons. The coding region runs from base 38 to 307 and encodes 89 amino acids. The record is from RefSeq and is a predicted model, not a curated record. Gene Ontology annotation, cellular component: mitochondrion.
GUAGGGCUCCCUCGUGCUCCCGACUUGCCAAGCCGCCAUGGCUGCCGCUGCCAGGUCGCUCCUCCGCUCCUCCGUUUACAUUCUCCACGCUACUCCAGCGACACCGUCAUCCCUCAGCCUAGGUGUGCGUCCUUCCGUCCGCCACGCGUUGGCUGCGCCCCUUCGCAUCGUAAGGUUGCCCGUGGAGGCGAGCGUCUGCCUCGAGUCGCUGCUGCCGCUGCACAGCGCCACCGGCGCCGCGAGGAUCAAGUCCAAGCUCGACGCCGGGCCCGGCCAGGGCCUCGGCUGGCUCAUUGAAGAUAAUUGACACCUCAGACAAUUUAUCUCUUGUUCAAAUGUCUAGCUAAUUGACGUACUGUUCACACUUGGUGUGCCUAUUGAUUAUGUAGAGGAAUCACUUGAACCAUAGGUCUUCCUUUUGGCCCUUUUAGGAACUCUUUGGUUCAAAACAUACGAAUGGAAAUUUUUGCUAUGAUAUCAUUGUUUAUGCAUUUGGUUCAAAGAAA